Molecule: messenger RNA, 2130 nt
Organism: Brassica rapa (field mustard)
Lineage: Eukaryota; Viridiplantae; Streptophyta; Magnoliopsida; Brassicales; Brassicaceae
Product: OVARIAN TUMOR DOMAIN-containing deubiquitinating enzyme 9
Biological process (GO): protein deubiquitination
Molecular function (GO): cysteine-type deubiquitinase activity
Source: RefSeq, a predicted model, not a curated record
UAUUUUCUUAUAAUUUUAUAUUUGUUAUAGUUAUAAACCAAUAAGACUUCAGAAAUGUAGUUAGUGCUUUUAAAUUUUACAAUUUCUCAUUAUUAAUUAACAAAAAAUAUAAAAAUGUAUAUUUAGAAUGUUUAGGAACAUUGAAAUUCAAGUUAUAAAAGAAUAGAACAAAAUUAUGUUUAGAAUGAAUAUUUAGUUUGUUGAUGUGUUUUUUCAUUGUGUUUCUCUGCAAAAUGAUAUUUAUUAUUACAAAUUUUAUGGCAUUUUAUGUUUAACCGCUUAAUGUGUAAGAAAGUUUUGCAGUUCCAUAGAAGAUUAGUUGAGCACAUUGGCAUCAGAUGUAAUUCAUUUCUGUAUUAAAACCACCUCGUAAAUAAAUACUAACCCCAUCUCCAAAACAACAAAAUUUUGGGAAUAAUGGAAAAAAUAAAAUUACGUGAUUUUUAGGAUUAUAUUUAUGAAGAUAUUUGAAAAGGAUAAGAAACAAAAGACACGUGGAAGAACCGCGGAGGUCGUUGGAAAUAGAGCGGGUUUUGUUCCGAUAAACCAAACAACGACGGUCUGAAACGAAACGGGUUUUAAAUAUCUCUCCGCCGUCUUUUCGAUCGCUCUUUUUUUUUUCUCUCUCUUUUGCAUUUUCAACGGCUGUCCGCGACCAAACCCACCUUCCAAGGUUCUCUCUCUCUCUCUCUCUCUCUCUCUCUGUCUCUGUCUGCUUUUUCGUUCCCAAAAGCUUCAUCUUUGGGGCAUCUCCAGGUUCCCGAGUUUUCCUUUUUAUCGGUUUUGUUGGGAUUAUUGGAAACUCAACUCUACACGCAAUACUACUACUCCCCUUUGGUUGUUUGUGUGUUUUUAUAAAGUUUGAUACUUUAACCGUUUUUUCUUAUUAAUGGGGUAUAAUCAGCCUGAUCCAGAUGCUCUUCGUUGGGGUCUCCUCGAUCUCGAAGUGUGCACCCUCACAAACGCUGGCUCUUGCGGCAGCGUUACGCGUUACGAGACAGAUGAUGCUGCUGUCGCUCAAGGCUACGUUAGAGAAGGUUACAACCAGCCUCUCACUGGUUAUGCAGACAACGAUGCGGUUAUAGCUCAGUUUUACCAAGACGAGUUGUCUAGAGUUGAACGAGCUGAAGAAGAGUCUCAUCUGAGGCUUAGUGAUAAUCCUAGUCGGAUCUCUGUUGUUUCACAAGAGUGGCCUCAUCACCCUCUUCAAGGGGAAGCUAUUGAUAUUUCUCGUGAAAGUGACAUGGAGGAUAGGAUUCAGGGAGAGCAGAGUGCUCCAGCUCGUGGUGAUGAUGAUGAGUCAGAUUGUUCUGUGGAGAUAGAGGAAGAGUCUUGGUCUUUGGAUUCUGAGGUUGGCAAGCGAAUGAACCAAUUGAUACCUAUUGCUCAUGUGCCGAAAAUCAAUGGGGAGUUACCGUCAGAGGAUGAGCAGGUUUCUGAUCAUGAACGGCUCUUUCAGAGAUUACAGCUUUAUGGCUUGGUGGAGAACAAGAUAGAAGGAGACGGAAACUGCCAGUUUCGGUCACUGUCAGAUCAGCUAUACCGCUCUUCAGAGCAUCAUAAUUUUGUCAGAGAACAAGUUGUUAAUCAGCUUGCGUAUAAUCGAGAGAUGUAUGAAGGUUAUGUUCCAAUGGCGUACACUGACUAUCUUAAAACAAUGAAACGGAAUGGAGAAUGGGGUGAUCACGUUACUCUUCAGGCUGCUGCUGAUUGGUAUGGUGUUAGGAUGUUUGUGAUAACUUCAUUCAAGGAUACAUGUUACAUUGAGAUCUUGCCUCAUCUGCAGAAGUCUAAUCGCCUUAUAUGUUUAAGCUUCUGGGCUGAGGUUCAUUACAAUUCAAUCUAUCCUGAAGGAGAGCUGCCGGUACAGGAAGGCAAGAAGAAGAAGAAAUAUUGGGUUUUCUGAGCUCUGAUGGGAGCGUUGAUGAAGUCUGAAUAAUAUUUAACAUGUUUAUUCUUGUUGCUAACUUUAGUUCUAGAGAGCAAUAUGCUCUUGUACAUUACUUAGACUUAUAGCAUUCUCAUUUGUUUUGUUUUUAAGAUUUACUUUUAUAGGUGUGGUAAUAAAUAAAUAGAGGAAGGUUAUAGCUCUUUGCUUACCAAAAAACUUAACCUCUAUACUAUUCAGUA